Messenger RNA from Diospyros lotus (date-plum), 1647 nucleotides. RefSeq names its product clp protease adapter protein ClpF, chloroplastic. Lineage: Eukaryota; Viridiplantae; Streptophyta; Magnoliopsida; Ericales; Ebenaceae. The record is from RefSeq and is a predicted model, not a curated record. The transcript is spliced from 9 exons. Gene Ontology annotation, molecular function: DNA binding; protein binding. The coding region runs from base 368 to 1381 and encodes 337 amino acids.
AAAUUCUUGAGAAAACAUACAAGAAAGAAAGAGGAUAAGUGAUGGAAAUAGGAGGACAGGGAAAAACCCUUGCUUUUCAGGAUUCAAUGGAUUGAUGGUUUUGCUGUAUCAUAAACUGAAAGUUCAAAAGCGUGAAUCGUUGGAUCCGUAGAAGCGGAGGAAGGCCGCCCAAAUCCUCCGUCUCCGGCCGCUGCUAGAGCGUCUCCCAGUUUCCCACUAUUUCUUCUGGAGAAGAAUUGCCUCUUCCACGUACGCACGUACUAUGCGAUGAGAGGCAACUGUAGUAGCAGUGUGUAAGACUGAGGGGGAUUCUUGUUGGAAAUAAAAGGGAAAGGACAAAAACAAGAGCUUGCACUCUGUAGAGAAAAUGCUACAAGUCAUGUCUGCAAGCACUCUAACAACUUCUGGAAGCAACUGCAUAUGUGGAUAUACCCAUUUAUUGAGAAGGCAUUUCAGGCUGAUGAAGGGAAGUUGCUUCACCUUUGGCGUUGACAGAUCAUGCCUUUGGUAUCAACGUGCUCGGAGCUUACCCUUCAUUGGGCACUCAGAUAUGUUAAGAGAACAAAGUUGGAAAGUUGAAGCUGGAUGGCUUUUUAAAGGAGAUGACCAGGGUCUGAAUGCAAGCUCAGAGCAAAGUGAAAGUGCCAAUGAGGAUAUAUUGAUUUUCUUUUUCCAGCUAGAUUUGUCAACCCAAGUACAGCGUGCUCUGAACUUGGAGGAGUAUGAAAUUGCUCAACAACUGAGAAACAAACUUACAGAGGUUGAAACAGAGGUUAUUAGACAGCAAGAAGAAAGAAGAGGAUCAGCCUCAAAGAGCGAAGCCCAGGACAUUGCUAUAAAUAUGUUACGCCUGCGUGCUGACUUACAGAGUGCAAUUCAAAGUGAAAACUAUCCUUUGGCAGCUGAAUUGCGGGAUAAGAUUUCCAAACUUGAGGCAGAGUCACUGGCUGCCUCAGCAAAAGCUCAACUUUAUGAACAUGCUCAGUAUGCAUUUCGUUUGGGCCAGAGAGUGAAGCACAAGCUGUUUGGAUAUCAAGGCAUUAUUUGUGGGAUGGAUCCUGUUUGCUGUGAAUCAAGUUCAUGGAAGGAAAUUGCACAGGUCGAUAAGUUGUCUCGUGGUCCUGAUCAACCAUUUUAUCAGGUCUUGGUUGAUGUAUAUGCAAACCCCAACUUACUAGUGGCAUAUGUUGCUGAAGAAAAUUUGCUGCCCCCUGAUAAACCAGACAUGGCCAGGUUUGAUCAUCCCUACAUUUCGUUUCUAUUCUAUGGCAUGGAUGCAGCUGGAGAUUUCAUCCCGAUCAAGCAGCUUCGCGACAAGUACAACAGGCCUCGGCAUGAGGUGCCCUAUGAUCCACCAGAAGACAACGGGAAAGAUGCCUAAGUCAGUUUCCCUCAUCUCUGCAAGCGCCAAAUGUGUCCAUAUAUAAGAAGAAUAACUUCUUGCUAGCUGCCGUGUAUGUGACCUAAAUAGCUUGAUCCAUGGAUGUGUGCCAAAUCCUUUUGGAAGCUUUGUCAUGAUUUGAUGUAAAUCAUGAAAAUUAAAACCUGUAUAUAGCAACACAAUUGAGUUGAAUGCUCUCGUGGACUGUAAUGAAUAUGGCAGAAAACUUCCUCUUUGCAAGUCAUCAUCUGAGAAAGUUUAGGGCA